UGUAUGUUACAGGGGUGGCUUGACUUGAUAACCAAAGCUUGAAGGCGCAUCACGGGAUGAGCUUAAACUACGAUUUAGAUCCUGGGUCAAGAAUGAUGCCGGCUUUCGCUCAGCAGACACUCCCAUCGGUGAUCGGGGCUCGCGACACUCAUUCUUUCUAUAUGUUGACGAAGAAGCCUUUGCAGAGCCUUCCCGAGGACGAAGAUCCGAGUCGAAAGACGACACAGACCGAUACAGAUAUGAGACGCCAGCAGCAUGUUAAGAUGGUACAGGCUUGGCAAGAUGUUCCAGAGCCAGAUCCGUUGGACAUUCAAGACCCUGAGGACGAAGAGGAAGAUUGGAUAAAGAUAGAUAUCGCCUCACUACCUUAACAUGUCAUUCUACAUCGAGUUUCAGAAUGGCGAGAACUGGUACCCGCGCUGGUCACCGCCUAGUGUACGCCAGCAUUAAUUUGAGAAAAAAAAAGAGACUUAUUGUUAACAAGUGUGCAACUAUUCGAUUCUACAUAUCCAAUCACAUUAUAAUCGCGGCGCGAGCGUAUACCCUAUGCCUUGAAUACAAACGCUGUAUCUCAGCAAUGCAUUGCCCACUGCAACAAUAUUUGUGACUUUUUCGUUGCACUAUUCUGCCUCAGUUUGGCCAUUUGUAGAAUUCUGAAGAGCUGAUUUGUGCAAGUCAAGGUUAGAGGAAUAGUCACUGUAGCGCACCCACACAGAAGUCGUGGAGCACAGAGUGCCGCCGUCAGGCGAGUGACCUCAAAAUUCGUACCAUCUGGGGCGGCAGGUGACAUCUCUCGCCGGCUUUGGCCAUUGCUCCACCACUGGCAGCGUCAACUUUUGA
Molecule: messenger RNA, 840 nt
Organism: [Torrubiella] hemipterigena
Lineage: Eukaryota; Fungi; Ascomycota; Sordariomycetes; Hypocreales; Clavicipitaceae
Source: the annotation of a GenBank genome assembly